Aspergillus niger is the source of this 978-nucleotide messenger RNA. RefSeq lists its product as uncharacterized. Lineage: Eukaryota; Fungi; Ascomycota; Eurotiomycetes; Eurotiales; Aspergillaceae. The transcript is spliced from 5 exons. The record is from RefSeq and is a predicted model, not a curated record. Bases 1 to 978 code for a protein of 325 amino acids.
AUGGUAAUAUCUCCAGAUUCCGGUGUCUCCUGGAUGACACGAGCACAAGCCAGGGCUUUCAAUCAGCCAACCAUGAAGCAGCGGGUGGGCGUGCAGACUAGCGACAAGUUCUACACUUUAGGGUGGUUCAGGGCAACGCGAGAAGCGCAUGCAUGCAGAUCGGGGGGAUCUCAGCUGCGGCGUAUGAGCCGGACUCUGAGGGUGUCAGCGAAUCUGAGGCCAGAAGAGACCUUGUACCAACUUCCAAGGACAUUUAGCUCGCCCCACGAUGCCCUCAACCCCUCCAUGAUUCAUCAGCUGAGUCUGAGGUCUUUCCCCCUCUGCUACCCGAAGGGGAUUAGGGGAUCCGAAUACUGUUGUGGAUUGGAACGACCAGGCCGGUGUGCCGCACAACAAUACGCAGCAGGCAGGGAGUAUCCGUUGGGUCACGAUCUUUGGAACCGAGUCGGUGCGACAGCGUACUGGUGGCCAGCGGCUUUGUGGACCCUCCUGAACCUUUGGUCGAUAACGCGUGGGAUUUCGGGUAGAUUAUCUGGUUCCUCUACACUUGAUCCGGAAAGACCCUCUGUAGAUAGUUGUUGUUAUGGAGUAUGUGGUGCUAUGGAAGGCAUUCUUUCUAUCUACUAUGUACACGGCCAACUUCAACGCGCUGCUAAUGUGAGUCAUAGGCAAGCAGAUGUGGGUUCUAUUGUGCUUUUGCCGCGGGCAGCGAGUGCAACUAAACCAGAUUUCCUCUUAAAAACCCGCCAUGGGAGGGCCGAACAGCCUACCAUAAGCAGCGGUUUACUAGGCAGAUGUUCUUCCCAGCUGAAGUUGGGAUCCACCAGGUGGCGGAAAUGGGCGCCGGCUGCUAUUGUCUUACUCAAUUGGGCAUUAGAAUUCCCAGGGCAAUCGGGUGAUCUUCACAAACCAGGGACAACAAUCAAGAUCCAUAAAGACUGGACUAGAGGACAGCAUACAGGACGGCUGCUGAAAUGA